GCCUAGAUAGAUAUAUCGUCAAACCUAAAAAAUGACAUCGUCCUCGGCACUUCUGUUCUGCACCAAGUACCAACCAUUGAAGGAAACCAAGACCCACGUCAUUUUCUUCGUUUAAAAGCACAAUGGUUCUUUGUAAAUGCAUGGAUGGGAGAGAAGCUAUGUCAUUAUCAGGCGGGUCAGGUCAUUAUUAUAUUCAUAGAGGGGUUGCUGGGUCUAGUUCUGGAUCAGUACCACACGCUGGUGUAGCAGCAUUUCAUUCUCAGCCAGGUUUCAGGCCCUUAACUAACCCUCAGGUUCAGCUUCAGUCAAAUGUUGGAUCGACAUUUACAGGGGAGCCUAAAAAUGUUAGUUUUCCUCAUGGCAUUAACACGGGUAUGUCCUCUGGGAUGCCACCAGGGGAGCCAAUAAAGAAGAAGAGAGGGAGGCCCCGAAAAUAUGCUCCUGAUGGACAGGUUUCACUGGGACUUUUGCCUAUGCCUGCCAAGCCUAAGCCUUCAUCAGGAUCAGAUGCUUAUGGCCAAAAAAGAAACAGAGGUCGGCCUCCUGGGAGUGGGAGGAAGCAGCAAUUAGCUACUCUAGGUGAAUGGAUGAAUAGUUCGGCGGGGCUGGCCUUUGCUCCUCAUGUUGUCACCGUUGGAAUUGGAGAAGACAUUGUAGCAAAAAUGUUGUCCUUUUCACAACAAAGGCCAAGGGCUGUCUGCAUCUUAUCAGGCAGUGGUACAGUUUCCUCGGUAACUCUACGUCAGCCUGCAUCUUCUACUCCCUCUGUGACAUAUGAGGGCUGUUUUGAGAUAUUAUGCUUGUCGGGUUCUUACUUGCUUGCUGAGGAUGGUGGACCACGCAGUCGAACAGGUGGAAUAAGUGCUUCUCUUUCUACUCCUGAUGGUCAUGUCAUAGGUGGUGGGAUUGCAACAUUGAUUGCAUCAAGCCCAGUUCAGCUGGUGGUAUGCAGUUUUGUUUAUGGGGGAUCUAAAACCAAGAAUAAACAACUGGCUAGCCCAAGAGGCAAUAAGGAUUCUGUGCCUCAGAAAUCAGCUACACCGACUACGGCACCUUCAACCCAAAAUUUCACUCCCCCCUCUAUGAAUGUUUGGCCUGGUUCACGGCCCGUUGAUCUGAGAAACCCUCACACUGAUAUUGACUUGACGAGAGGAUGAUCAUGGCAUUUUUGUACAUAUAUGUUGUUGUGCAUGUACUGAAUCUUUGAGGAAGUAUGAAAAUUUAAAAUCCUCCCCAUUCGCCCAGUAGGGGCGACUGGUUUGUGCUAACGUAGAUUGUAACAAAGUCACUGUGAGUUUCUCUAGUGUCACUGGUAAACCUGUUGAAAAAUUCUGUAGUUUGGAGUUAAAAGGAACAUUAAUCUGUAGCUGCAAGAGAUGUCAUUUAAGGUUAACCAGUAUUUCAAGCAAACAAUGGUUGCCAAUUGUUUCGCCAUUAGAUUGUAUUGUAAUUGAUUUUCUGAAAUUUAAGUUGAAAUGUCUGGCGUUACGAUUUCCCAGGUGGGAACCAUGGGAUUUAAGAUGAUCUAUAUAGGAUUUGAGUGAAGACACUGUUGCAUAAGAUCGUCAGGAGUUGGACCUGGUAAUAUGCAGCAAAAUACAUCUUAAACUCGGGUUUCAUCGAGUAAAUCCAUUCCUGACAUCAUUUUAUGGUCACCUGUUCCAGAUUGAGGAUAGGGCCAAUAAUAUUUUGUUUGUGCUACCUGUGAAAGGCAAACUAUAUUUUUUGAAGCAAUCAGUCCAGAUGAAUGCAUAAUAGAAAAUCAAUUAGUGAACUGUGAAGGUCUAAAUGAAAUUCUAAGUUUCUGUUCAUGGUAAAUUUUACUGAAG
Messenger RNA from Durio zibethinus, 1829 nucleotides. Its product is annotated as AT-hook motif nuclear-localized protein 5-like. Lineage: Eukaryota; Viridiplantae; Streptophyta; Magnoliopsida; Malvales; Malvaceae. The record is from RefSeq and is a predicted model, not a curated record. Gene Ontology annotation, molecular function: minor groove of adenine-thymine-rich DNA binding.